This is a messenger RNA of Nematostella vectensis (starlet sea anemone), 3934 nucleotides long. RefSeq lists its product as uncharacterized. Gene Ontology annotation, molecular function: metal ion binding; catalytic activity. The transcript has 2 exons. Lineage: Eukaryota; Metazoa; Cnidaria; Anthozoa; Actiniaria; Edwardsiidae. The coding region runs from base 16 to 2814 and encodes 932 amino acids. The record is from RefSeq and is a predicted model, not a curated record.
CUGUGGUCAGCCAAGAUGGCGGCUUAUUUUUGCUUUCCGGCUCCUGUCACCUUAUAUGUCAUUUUCUUCUUUCAAACAACCUUGAACACAACCUUAUUCUCAACUGAAAGCGAAGGCAGUUCAUCUACUAUAUUAAUGACAAGCAACGAGCCACUUCAGGUUGAAUUUAACCUGCUAAUUCAUUAUCGUCGUAGUGGACAACUCGAGUCACAUGGCAUGAAGUAUCUUUCAGGGCGGAUCAAGCGGUGUCCAAAUUCAACUUCUACAUUUCAGCUAACUCGAAUUGCUGUAAGUGGGGAUGUCUCUCCAAACCCUGGGCCCUCAGAGAAGUGCAGCGUGUGUUUAAGAACAAUUGCACGUAAUCACCGAGCUGUGCUUUGCGACUGUUGUAAGGGUCAGAGCCACAUCAAGUGUGUAAAUGUGAAACCCAGUGAAUACAAACGGAUCAAGCAAAUGUUAAAUGAUACGUGGAUAUGUCCUGGCUGUGCAGCUAUAUCUACACAAAAUGAACAGCCGUUUCAGGGUAUUGGUGAUGCUUCUUUUGAAGAGUUAUUCAAUAUGAAUGUGCAUGGAGACCCAGCAGUCCAGGAUGAGGAUGAAGCAAGAUAUGCUAAUGAUCUACCUGAACCUUGGAUAACACAAGAAAGAAAAAGGAACAGCACUGAUCUCAUGCUCAUUCAUCUGAACAUUAACAGCUGCCAAAACAAACUGGAUGAGCUGUUGUUGCUCAAUAAGGAGUUAAGGUCACAUGUGAUCUUUCUGACAGAGACCAAGAUUGACUCCUCUUACACCAAUGCUCAGCUGGCUCUUGAAGGAUAUCACAUUUACAGAAAGGACAGAAAGAAAGGCGGCGGUGGUCUGAUGGCAUAUUUCUCAUCAAAGAUGGCAUCUCGUAAAGUGAAACUUCCUAAGCAGUAUAAAUUGCUUGAAGUUCUGGCCAUUAAUGCAAUAAUAAACAACAAUAAUGUGUUGUUUGUAGGCAUUUAUCGCUCUCCAAAUCCAGCAGGAACUGAUUACUACCGCAAAUUGGAAGAGGAAUUGCAUGCAGUGUGUAUGUGGGCUUCGAUGGAAUGUAAUACGCUUGUACUCACUGGAGACCUGAAUCUUGAUAGAUUAAGACCAGAACGUAGAGAAGGGCAAAUACUGAUCAAUCUAGAGGAAGUAUUUGGUUUAGAGUGCCUAAUUAAGGAUCCAACCAGAGUUACACCUACAUCUGAUACACUAUUGGAUGUGAUCCUUACAAACAAGCCAGAGUUAUUCAGAGCCAGUGGAGUACUAAAUCCAGAAAUGAGUGAUCAUCACUUAGUGUAUGGGAUUAUGAAAGAAAGGGUAUCUCAGCACGAACGGAAAGUAGUCACAUUUAGAAGUACAAAAUCACUGGAUGUUGAAAAAUUUAAUGAAGAUCUAUCCUCUGCUCCCUGGCAUGUCAUGGAGACCUUUGACACUAUGGAUGAUAAGUACCAUUACUGGGAGACACUUUUCAACACAAUAGUAGAAAAACACAUGCCUACCAAGAAAAUGAGAUUUCGAAAAGCUGAUGUACCCUAUAUGACACCAGAAUGGAAACAAGCAAUCAAAAUGAAAAGGAAAUUUGCUAAGCAGUAUGCUCACAGCAAAACUGAGGAAAAUUGGGAACUGAAGAGAAAAUGGAGAAAUAAAGCUACCAAUUGUAGAAGGAAAGCCAUUAAAGAGUAUUGGCAACAAAAGGCAGAUGAUCUUAAAGCUAAGCCAAGUGAGUUCUAUAAAACAUUUAGACCUUUUCUUAGUGAUAAGAAACAGCUGGUAUGUGAGAUCAACAUCAGAACAGAUGGAAAAAUUGAGAAAGAUCAGGAAAAGGUAGCAAACGUUCUGGUAGACUAUUUUUCCACCAUGGCUAAUGAGAUUGGUGGAGCAAAUGUCAACAGUCUGACGGAAGAGGAUUUGUCCAGUCAUCCAAGUCUUAAGAAUAUCUAUGAUGCAAAUAAGAGCAACAACUCAAAUUUCUGUUUUCAACAGCUCAGCACAAAUUCAGUUCAGUCAUUUCUCGAGAAGCUAAAUGUCAGAAAGGCCUCUGGCUAUGACUCCAUUACUCCCAGAUUGUUAAAACUAGCAUCAAGAGGUAUAGCAGACUCCCUAACGGGUCUCUAUAAUGAGUGUAUCAGGAAAGGAGAAUGGCCAGAAGCAUGGAAGAAAGGGGAAUGGAACCCUGUUUACAAAAAGGAUGACCGUCUUGAGAGAAAAAACUACCGUCCAAUAACAUUACUAUGCAUAGUGGAUAAGGUAUAUGAGUCAAUGAUGAGUACACAAGUAAAUAAUCAUUUUGAUCCCAAGCUUGAUCCUUGCUUGUCGGCAUAUAGGAAGAAGCAUAGCUGUGAAACCACUCUGCUAAAACUCACAGAAGACUGGAAGCUAGCUGUAGAUUCCAAACAGUUUAUUGGAAUACUCUCAACAGAUAUGAGUAAAGCAUUUGACUCCUUACACCCAGCACUCAUGGUAAAUAAGCUCAAGGCAUAUGGCUUUUCUGAGCAGUCAUUACACUUGAUGAGAUCAUACUUCACCAACCGUCAAAACAGGGUCAAACUUAAUGGAGUCACCAGUGUCUGGAAGGAUGCAGUAAGGGGAUGUCCUCAAGGGUCGUCAUUUGGACCAUUAUUAUGGAAUAUCUUCCAAAAUGACAUGACAUUUGAAGUUAAAACAGCUAGCUUGUCAAUGUAUGCUGAUGACCAUCAGCUCUAUGUAAAAGGGGGAACAGCUGAGUGCGUGGAACAAAUUUUGAACUUCUACUUCUACUUCUACUUUAUUACUUUUCAACACUUUCGUAUCAAGAAAAGAUGACAAAAUAUAUAUAAAUCUAAAUAUAUAAAUCUAAAUAUAAAUUAAUAAUAAAUAGGUAAUCCAUAAAUUCAGUCGACUUACUAUAUACAAUAAAAAUUAAAAUAAAUUAUAAAAUAAGAUAAUACUUAAACAAUAAAAAUAGCAUGAUAAUAAAAAUUAGGCGAUGAACUUGUUUACGUUAUUACAAAAAGAUGAAUAACUAUUUUCUUCUCUAAGUUCAAUUGAUAAAUUGUUCCAAUCUUUGAUUGUUCUGGGAAAGAAACUAUAUAAAUAAUAAUCGUGACGUGCCUUAGGCUGUAUAAAUGUAUUACUUGAAUAACUUCGAGUAUGACGCAUUGAACGUUGAUAAUAAUUAGGUAUCGGCAAUGCAAUGCCAUUAUUUACUGAUAAAUAAAACAUUUUUACACGGUGAGCCUUUCUCCUCUCACUCAGCAGAUCCAAAGAAAGGGAUUGUCUCAUUAUUGUAACACUAGAGUUCCAGUCGUAAUCCCGCUUUAUGAAUCUCACCGCACGUCGCUGGACUGCUUCAAUCUUGUCCACUUGAUCCUGUCUAUAAGGGUCCCAUACAGCAGCUGCAUAUUCUAGAUGUGACCUUACAAGUGUAACAUAGGCUACACGCUUGGUGUCCUCAGAACAUGAAUACAAGUUCCUUUUUAUGAAUCCAAGUGUUGAGUUAGCCUUGUUUACGAUCUUGUUUACUUGAAAAUUCCACCGUAAAUCAUCAGACAGCAAAACGCCCAGGUAGGGAUGCUGUUUAACACCUGAGAGUUUCUGAUUAUAUAAAGUAUAAUCUUUCAGUACUGGUGAUUUAUUUCUGUAGACUGACAUUUUGUAACAUUUGGUAGGGUUAAAAACCAUUUGCCAUCUUUCGGCCCAUAGCCCCACUCUGUCCAAGUCCCUCUGCAAGACUAGGUUAUCAUCGUCAUGUGUAAUUUGGUGGUACAGCAGGGCAUCAUCAGCAAAUAGCCUUAAAGUGCAUUCCAAGUUCUCCUGCAUGUCAUUAAUAAACAGGAGGAACAUCAAUGGACCAAGAACGAAGAAGGACAUAAGAUAUCACAAUGGUAUAAAGAUAAUUUCCUCAAAGGGAACUAUGAUAAAUAUAGCUUGAUGUUGCUAGGCA